GUUUUUUCGAGGACAUUCUGACAGAGGAUUCACUGGACAAAUUUCAGAGCUUGCAGGCAAACUAUGAGAAAAAUGCUGGUCUCACAUUUGAAUUACCUCCCAAAACAAAUGCAGAUUAUGCUUGGUCACUUGGGCCAUACACUCUAUGGAAAAAAACCCGUUACACGCCGUAUUUUGACAAACAACCAACAACUUCAACUGGUCGAGCAGUUCUUCAAAUGGGAGGAUUAGGGGCGACUGUGGCCGGAUGUGCUUUUGCGGCUUUAAGUCCCUUCACGCUUCCCAUUAUUGCUACUGCGGGAUCUAUGUUUAUGUAUUUGCAUUACAAAUAUGACAAAUCCAGAUGGACUUUAGAAAAUAAAAUUGAAUAUCUACAGGAAUUAUGUGCUGCAAAUAUUCAUUAUCAAUUCGAAACAAAUUAUGGAAUUAAAUGGCUCGAAUCGCUUUCAAAGCUAGACAAAGAGCGUUACGACUAUCUUUACGAAAAUAUUAAGAAAAGUAGGAACACCAAUGUUGAGAUGAAUAAGAAAGUCCAAAAAGUCCUCACUGAUUUAGAAGA
This is a messenger RNA of Saccostrea cuccullata (small rock oyster), 559 nucleotides long. RefSeq lists its product as uncharacterized. The transcript has 3 exons. NCBI's taxonomy places the organism in Eukaryota, Metazoa, Mollusca, Bivalvia, Ostreida, Ostreidae. The annotation marks the transcript as partial. The record is from RefSeq and is a predicted model, not a curated record.